UCUACACAUGUGGUCAGCUGGCGGAGAGAAUCUGUCUAAAGCAAUCCUUCCUCCUAAAGUAAAACCUAACGAUAUCUUAUCCUGGGUUGCAGCCGCUGAGCUUCUUCUUACAAUCUGGAAACACAUUGAGUCAUUCUGCAGACAGUUUAAAGACACUCCUGAGUUCCUCAUUUUACGACCUACGCUAGACGACCUUCAACAAGUUCACUACGAAUUGCAGAAAUUGGUAAAGUUUCUGUCUCCAGUAUGCGUGAUUGUAAGAGCUCUUAAGCACGGCCUCGUUACUGACAAGAUAAACGAGAUAAUGACGCGGACUCUAAUAGAAGUGAGCUGUGUGGACCCAAAUAUCCAGAACAAUCUCCAGAACACCCUCCAGAACAACCUCCUAGCAUCAGGUGAGGGGUUAUCAAGUCCACCUAACAAGAUCCCCACUUCCCCUCUCUCCUUCUCCUCCCUCCCCAACAUCUCUCCUAGUUUCAAGAGCCCCUAUAAUAUGACGGCUCCUGCAGGCUCCCUACAGCUCUCCACUCCGGGAGCUCUAAUGAUGAACAGUUCCCCCGGAACUAGCUGUCAGGGUAAUGGGACCACAUUCCCCGUUACCAGUCUGGUGAAUAAUUCCUCACCAAGUCUUACUAACCAGUCCUCAUCCAGCUUUACCAACCAGUCCUCACCGAGUCUCACACCUGACACAUCCCCACAACGGCAGGUCUUUUGUUCAGUCCCCACCACUAACCCUCUCUCCAGUACCAACUUCCCGAGACUCACUUCCUGCUACAGUCUACUUGGUACCAACAUGCCGGACACUUCCUCCUCUCAGACCUCCAGCUUCAACCAGAUGAGACAACCAAUCAGGCCCCUGCCUGUCCUGCCCACCAGUUCUCAUUCUCAGCUGGGUCUCAACAAUAACCACACCUCACAGCGGCUGAGUCUCAACCUCUCUUCCCAGCCUCCUGCCUACUCAACCCUCCCUACCUUCCUCUCCUCCCAGUCUCUAUCCUCUCUAAGCACCCACUCCUUCCUCUCCUCAUCCUUCUCACGACCUGCUGUCCCGGACUCACCCCGCUCCACUCCCUCCAUACUGACCUCGUCUAACUCUACCAGCACUCUCUCUGAAACAUCUAGUUCCAGCGAGGAAACUAAAAAAGCAAGGUCGGAUGAGGAAAGGCCUUGUUUAACCAGCCCGACUGACAGACCACGUGAUCCUGAUGUUACGGACCAGAGCAAACUAAAGUCAGAGAAAUUAACAGAGUUCUGUAAGACGUUCAGAGGUCGUCUCACAGCUCUCAUCGCUGGUUCUUUUCAAACCAACAUCCUCGGCAGAAACAGCUUCUUCGACCGAUUCAGCGCUUUCAAUCCCACGACAUCAGAGGACACCUUCUCCUCUCCUAAGACUAUGGAGCAUUUCGAGCCGAUCCUGAGGAUCUUCAGUCCGGGGGAUUGGGUCCUGGAGAAGAGAGAAACUCUGAGUCAGGAAUUAGAAGCUUAUUUCAAGUUCAUUUCGACCACUAAACUAAGUAUAGACUCCGUCAGCUACUGGAAACUGCUCCGAACUGCGCUGCCUAAUUUAGGGAUCGCUGUUCUUAACUCUCUGGGAAUCUACACGGGAUCCAGCACAAUCCUUAGCAAACUGGCAAUGCAGCAGGCAGUGGAGGACCCGAAUGUCAACCUUUCUUUUGAUAACCUUAUCAGACUCUGUAUCAUGAACCACAACAGGGCUGUAGUCCCGAUAUGAAACAAAACACUUUCAACUUUGUAUUGAUUUCGUGUUUGCCGAAUGACAGUUUACAAUUUAUAGUUGAAGUUCCAAUCCUGAUUUGAGAAUUCGAUAGUUAAAAAAUCACAUCCAGACUGGGACGGAUUUAUAAUUUGGUAGGGAGUCCACACUAUUGAUAAUCACUGACUUAGACUUAUAGUUAGACACUUCUGCUAAGGAUAAGAUUGCUUUUUGAAUUAACAGUGUUUGAGCGCAAUCUGUUCUUAUUUUUUGAUAUUUGUGAUUUGGUAACGCUGACGAUAAUUAC
Molecule: messenger RNA, 2021 nt
Organism: Bolinopsis microptera
Lineage: Eukaryota; Metazoa; Ctenophora; Tentaculata; Lobata; Bolinopsidae
Product: serine-rich adhesin for platelets-like
Exons: 8
Coding region: 8-1732 (574 amino acids)
Source: RefSeq, a predicted model, not a curated record